Molecule: messenger RNA, 3487 nt
Organism: Fukomys damarensis (Damara mole-rat)
Lineage: Eukaryota; Metazoa; Chordata; Mammalia; Rodentia; Bathyergidae
Gene: Rrp8
Product: ribosomal RNA processing 8
Exons: 7
Coding region: 162-1535 (457 amino acids)
Biological process (GO): rDNA heterochromatin formation; cellular response to glucose starvation; regulation of transcription by glucose
Cellular component (GO): rDNA heterochromatin; chromatin silencing complex; nucleolus
Molecular function (GO): methyltransferase activity
Source: RefSeq, a predicted model, not a curated record
GAUGGUUUUUCUGAGCCGAGCCGGCCGCUCUAGCCGCCAGCAGCUUUUACUUUUGGUUUCCUGCUGCUAGCAAGCAAGUGUGUGGCUGCGUUGGGUAGAGGGAGUCGGCUCUCAGCACGUGCAGAGAACCUUAGUUUUUGCAACCCGACCUCGCGACCCGCAUGUUCGAGGAGCCUGAGUGGGCCGAGGCGGCCCCAGUAGUCGCGGGCCUCAGUCCCGCCACCUCAGGGCCUCGGCCUGCGGCAGCCGCGCAGAUCAAGGGCUCCAGGCACCGCCAACUCUUGGCCACCUUAAGGGUUCUGGAAGCAGCAUCUCUUUCCCAGCAGUCCACCAGCCUACCUGGCAGUGACUCUGAGGAGGAAGUAGAAAGAAAGAAGAAACGUCCUAAAAAGUCCUCAUCUUCUAGUACCUCUGCCAAAGUAGGAGAAAAAAGGAAAGAAUGUCAAAAACUGGGCCUACCUCAAGAUGACUGUGAGGACCACCAAAUAGAAAAGAAGAAGUGCUGCAAACAAGCUCUUCUGAGUAAUGACUCUGCCAAAGAAGAGAAAAGAAAGAGGAAAUGCCAGAAAGAGGCCCUUUCAAACUCAGCCCAGCACGUAGACAAUGUCGACCAAACAGAUCACAAAUCCCAGAAGAGUAGUAAUACAAAUGUUUCACCCAAGCCAAGCCCUGGGUCCAGUUCCCCUAAGCCCCUCAGUACCUUGACCCGCAAACAGUGGCGGAACCGGCAGAAGAACAAGCGGAGACACAAGAACAAAUUUCGACCACUUCAGGCACCAGACAAGAUUUCUGCUGAGGCCUCCAAGGCCUCCACAGAGGAGUCAGAGGUGCAUCCUACCCUCAAACCAGACAACCACGAGGCUCGGGCAGCAGCCCUGCGAGCCCGCAUGUCGCAGAGGCUGGAUGGGGCCCGAUUUCGCUACCUCAAUGAGCAGCUGUACUCAGGGCCCAGCAGUGCUGCACAACGCCUCUUCCAGGAAGACCCUGAGGCUUUUCUCCUCUACCAUCGUGGCUUCCAGAGCCAGGUGAAGAAGUGGCCACUGCAACCAGUAGACCGCAUUGCCAGGGAUCUUCGGCAGCGGCCUUCAUCUCUUGUAGUGGCUGACUUUGGCUGCGGGGAUUGCCGCCUAGCUUCAAGUAUCCGGAACCCUGUACACUGCUUUGACUUGGCCUCAUUGGACCCCAGGGUCACUGUAUGUGACAUGGCCCAGGUGCCUCUGGAGGAUGAAUGUGUGGAUGUGGCUGUGUUUUGUCUUUCACUGAUGGGAACCAACAUCAGGGACUUUCUGGAGGAGGCAAAUCGAGUACUGAAGCCAGGGGGUCUCCUGAAAGUGGCUGAGGUCAGCAGCCGCUUUAAGGAUAUUCGGAACUUUCUGAGGGCUGUGACCAAGCUGGGCUUCAAGGUCAUCUCCAAGGACCUGACCAACAGCCACUUCUUCUUAUUUGAUUUUGAAAAGACAGGCCCCUCUCAGGUAGGGCUCAAGGCUCAACUUGCCGGCCUGAAACUUCAACCAUGUCUCUACAAGCGAAGGUGACCUCUAAACAUGCCUUGGAAGGGGAGGCAGGGCCCAGGCUCCAGGCUGAAAACUCUGAAGACUGUACCUUCUCUGAAGACUGUCUACCAGGCUGUGAGUCAGGACCUGGUACUACCUUCUUCCCUCUGUCCCCAGAACAAGGUGUGAUGAAACCCCUGGCUCAGCUGUGCUCCACUGAAGGAUUCUCAGUUCAGAAAAAGCCUAAAGUCACUUGAGCAACCGAAGGAGUAAUAAGAAAUGAUGAUAACUGGGAAUCAUGGAUCACCUAAAAUAUCUUAAAAGCCAGAUGGUUUGGGAUUGAAGGGUCUUUGGGUUUGGCUCCUCUUUGCAUCUCUCAGAAGACACCUGGGCUUUUUGUCUUGGCCUCUCUGCUCUCCUUUUGUCUGAUCUAUACUGUCCAAGCUCUGCUCACCUAUAGCUUCUGCUCCUUCAGGUUCAUGCUACCCCGGCCUUUAAGCUCUUGCUUCUUGGUGGUUUUAAUCCUAACCUUCCCCGCUACAGCUGAAAGCUGUUUAAUAUCCUCAUUUGGAAAAUCAUAGAAUUCCUGUGUGUUAUCUAAGGAAAUCUAUAGUUAGGGCUGGGAACAUAGGAGGUGCUCAAUAAAUAGCUAUGAAUAUUAUGUGCUGUAACCCUUAUUGUUCUUUGAAGACUCCAUGGACCAGGUUGGAGGUUGAAGGACAAAUGAAUUUCUUAACUGGGAGAGUUCAAGAUAGGCCUUUCAAAAGGCUUGUGCAGUACUGUAUUUAGAAACUCUUAAUGGAUUCCAAGCUUUCCUUGGAGGAGGGUGAUAGUGAGGGAACAGGAUUUUUGUUCAUAAACAACUGGUUGAUGCCAUUUUGGGGUGGGAGAUUGGGCUGCUCAUUGGCAAAGUGGUUUGUCCAUUAUUUCUGCUUUGUAAUAGGCCCAGAUCAGCAUGUCCUGAGAAAGCUAUAGCAACUAAAGCUGGUGCUAGAGGAAGAUGAAUAAGAAUGACAGAUCCCAGGCCUCCCUCAGAAGAGCUGCUAUAGACUUGUUACAAAGAUACAGCCUCUUCUACCUAUUCCCAAGAAAAAGACCUGAGAGUGCCCACUGGGAAGACAUAGGUUCCCAGGCUUUGACACAGUUGGGUGCCUCCAGUAAAGACAGGGAGAUUCUGAAACAGGUUGUAGGCUGGAGGUAUAUGUGGAGGUUGGGCUAUGAGCCAUUCAGCUAACACUACACAGUGCCCCUGCAUGUGCUCCUCUUUGCUGAGUACUUGUCUGGCUAGCAAAGUUAGUCACAUCUUCCUAAACAUUCUGGUGGUUUUGUACUCCUCUCUUCCAAAAGCAGAAUUAAUUCUUCAUUUGUGUUUGCAAAGUAUUAAUGUGAAGAGUACUCCUUUAGCAUUUAAAUGUUAUGUUGUGUUUGCUUAGUAGAUUUGGCUAGUCUUCUGAAAUUGCGUUUACCUUUGUAUCCCUGGAGCUUGUCACUUGAGGUACAGCCAGUGCAUUCAUUUUCCUAGGGAGGAAUAAGAAAUGACAGGGUCUGGUUAAGUGGAGUUGAUGAGAGCAGCAGUGCGGCAGAAACCCAUGUUUGAGGCAUAUGUUGAGGCUGCUGUGGACUACAUCAGGUUGAAUUGGUGGAAUGUUGGAGGUAGUUAAAAGAAUCUGAAGUAAGUCCUAGGUUUCUGGCUUGAGCAUCUGAUUGGGCUGGUGGUGCCACUCCAAGUGUUGGGCUUUAGGUCCUUGUUAGAUGUUCUUGAAGUGGGACAAGAUGGGGACAAUAGUAUAUGCUUUUAAGUCCCACCUACUCAGGAGGCUGAGGUUGAAGGAUUACUGGAGCCCAAGAGUGCAAGGUCAGCAUGGGCAACAUAGUGAGGCCUCUGUCUAGAAGAAGGGAGGAAGGGGAAAGGAAGAAAGGAAGCAAGCGCGCAACUGACUUAUGAAAUCUGUGCUGGAUACUCAGGGAUUUAACUAGAGGUGGGAAAGUCAUAG